AUGGGUCUCCGCUAUAUCGUGAAAGGAUCCUCGACCCUCCGAGUGCCACUCAUCCUACCACACAUAGUGCAUACGAUACUCGCGAUGCGUGUCGGUGUACGAACCCGCACAUACGCGUCACAAUUCUCGAUUUUCGUGAUCCUCUUUGUGAUCGACGCGGGUUGCAUGUGCGUUUGUCCUCGACUGUACAAGCAUUCUCGCAUGGGAGAAUGGCGGCGACGUCAAUUAAGCAGACGGAAGUGGAGGAGAGGGUCGGCGUCUUCAGCCCCGAAAUCCCCAGCCGAAUCGCAGCCCCGGCGCGACGCCCUUCAAAUUCAUCAGAGCGCGACGCGUCGUUCGCCCUCGAAGCCUUCGAGUGUCCGGAUGUCGUCACCGCAGCCGUCACCAACGUCGCCGCCGCCCGCAUCGAGCCAGCCAUCCGUGUCGCACAACGGAAGGAAGGCAAAAAUCCGGCGACAAAAGAUCCAGUCGCGACCCAGGCUCGAGAGAUCUCCUCCGAUCUAUCUCGAGCCGCGACGGGAAGGAAGAAAAAGAAGGGCAAAAGAGAGAGACAUGGGUUGA
Messenger RNA from Pogonomyrmex barbatus (red harvester ant), 561 nucleotides. RefSeq lists its product as uncharacterized. NCBI's taxonomy places the organism in Eukaryota, Metazoa, Arthropoda, Insecta, Hymenoptera, Formicidae. The record is from RefSeq and is a predicted model, not a curated record.